Molecule: messenger RNA, 1262 nt
Organism: Cuscuta campestris
Lineage: Eukaryota; Viridiplantae; Streptophyta; Magnoliopsida; Solanales; Convolvulaceae
Source: the annotation of a GenBank genome assembly
ACCUUCCUUGUUCUUCUCUCUGCGCGUCGGACCGGAGUUUGAGUUUCGCCGGGGUUGUCGCCGGAGUUCUACAAGGAUCAGCCGGAGUUUAAUUUGUCAAUUGAGUACCGUUCUUGCUCGGUUCUGCUUUAUCGCUUCUUUUGACCUUCCUCUGUCCUUUUCCUCGUUCUGUUCUGUUCUUGCCUUCUUCUAUGUUCCGUUCUGUUGGUCUUGCUGCCGAGAGCCCCCACCUUGGAGCUGCUACUGUUUGCUAUGGAUGCCGAAGAGAGACUGACGCCGCCGGCAAGACCCUGGCCCACUGCAGUGCUGUACUGCCGUCGCCGUUAUCACCAAGACGCUACCGUCUGGUACCGCUGCUGUUUGUUGAUUACACUGCCUCUUGCGCCCUUACCGAAUUGGGCUUCCUCAAUCUACCUAAAGUUUAGUUUAAGGAAAUACUCAAUUGAGGGAUAACCUGACUCAAUUAUACUACCCAAUUAUACUACCAAAGUUAACAAGACAUGCCCAUGUAGUUUAGCUAUUGCUUUGUACAACUUGUUGGUAGUAUUUUCUAUUUUACUGAACUGGAAUUAUGAAAUAGUCACCUGGUAUAUCUAGGGAACUCUGAACUGAAUUGGAUUUAUGAGUAUAUAUUGGAAUCACCAAAUAAGUUAAGAUUUAGAAUUUAGGCCUAGUGGGGCGAGCUUCGCAUAACUCACAGGUCUUGGGUUAAAAACGUACGUACGGGAGUCAUUAGCCUACCUAGGGAUUCCUUUGUAGGGGCUCCAACCCGCCCAUUGAGGAUUCUCUUUGGGUUCCAUCAAGCGUGGCCUCGGGGGAUCCGUCCGAGUGUCCAUGACUUAGUUAGUCAAAAGGAAACCUUAGCCUAUAGGGUUAAGUGUAGAUGAACAACAGGAACUGAAUAUAAAUAAUUAGUUGAUCAUGGUAUUCGAUAAUGAUAUUUGCUGAUUCUUCUGAUAUUGUGUGAUUAUAUAUUGAUGGGUGCUAAUCUAUGAGUUAGUUCUAGCGUUAGAUACUUCCACUCUUCCUAUAUUUUUACAGGUAUAGAUCAAGGACUGAAUGAGGAGCAGCCUGGAGAGGAGUGAAGCGUGAUGCUAGUGGAUGGCCCGAUGCUAUUUGAAAUCGAAUUAAAUACUCGUUGACUUUUAUUUUGUUUAAACUACAAGAAUGUUUGAUGAUGUUGUUUUAAAGGCUUCCGCAACGUUUGAGUUAUUUACUCCGAUUAAUUAUGAAUUGUUUUUCAUUAAAUAUAAAUGUAUGUU